This is a messenger RNA of Anopheles funestus (African malaria mosquito), 3794 nucleotides long. RefSeq names its product TAR DNA-binding protein 43-like. Lineage: Eukaryota; Metazoa; Arthropoda; Insecta; Diptera; Culicidae. Gene Ontology annotation, cellular component: nucleoplasm. Gene Ontology annotation, biological process: regulation of gene expression. Gene Ontology annotation, molecular function: RNA binding. The transcript has a single exon. The record is from RefSeq and is a predicted model, not a curated record. Bases 368 to 2041 code for a protein of 557 amino acids.
AUAAACAACGGUAGGAAUUUUUCGUGUCCAAAGCCUAUAUUAUAGAAUACUUUUAUAGAUUGAAUGAUCUGAACUGAUUGCGAACGAGAGCGUAGAGUGAUCGAGAGAGUGGACGAACGAAUGAGCGAACGAACGGAAGUGCGUGAGCAAACGGGAACGAAGUGUUGGGGUGAAGGUAGUCCUGGUCUACCCGAAGCGCAUAAUAGAUUAUCGAAGAAAAUUCACCUGUCCGCAAUACGUGCAAACUAUUCCCAUUGGCCCUAGCUACAAUAGUAUGCGCCCGAUUGCAUAUUGUAGGGAAGAUUGAAUUUUAGUGGCAUCUCAACUGCAGAACCGGAGACAGACAGCUAGACGGCCAGACAGCGCAAUGGCUGUAGAUAUGGGUUAUAACGGUACGGUGCUGGUCGUGGAGGAGGAAGGCGACGAAGCCGUUGAGAUUCCGCUGGAAGAAGACGGUACGUUAUUGCUAUCGACUUUACAGGCCCAGUUCUACGGUGCGUGCGGUCUUAAAUACCGUAAUCCGGAUAAUAAAGCGAUAAGGGGUGUGCGACUGAGCGACAAUAAGCUUCACCCGUUCUCGCCUGAUUCCGGCUGGGGUAACCAUGUGUACAUAUGCGUGUUUCCAAAGGAAAACAAACGCAAGAGCGACGACAAGCUCGAGAACUCGACACCGAAGACGAAGCGGAUCGAAAGUAGGAAUCGCACGACGACAGAUUUGAUCGUGCUGGGUUUACCGUGGAAGACGACGGAAGAGAGCUUGCGCGAGUAUUUUGAGACGUUUGGUGAUCUGCUGGUGGUGCAGAUUAAGAAGGACUCCAAGACGGGCCAAUCGAAGGGAUACGGUUUCAUUCGGUUCGCUCGGUUCGAGAGCCAGAUGAAGGCACUGUCGAAGCGACACCUGAUCGACAGUCGCUGGUGUGACGUGAAGGUGCCUAGUAGCAAAGACCAGACGCAGCACCAGAUGCCAAGCAAGAUAUUUUUAGGGCGCCUGACGGAGGAUAUCAACUCGGACGAUAUCCGGGACUACUUCAGCAAAUACGGUGAAGUGACGGACGUGUUCAUACCGAAACCCUUCCGGGCAUUCGCGUUCGUCACGUUCAUCGACCCGCACGUAGCGCAGAGUCUGUGCGGCGAGGAUCAUCUGAUCAAGGGCACAUCGGUGUAUGUGUCGACGGCAUCGCCCAGACCGGAACAUGGUCGACAUCACGGCAAAGGCCAGAUGGGGGGAAAUUUUUCCAACUACGAUGAGCGUGGCCGCGGUGGUGGUGGGGUCGGAGGUGGUAGCGGCGGUAACGAGUAUCACCGGGGCAGUGGUGGCGGUCACGCCGUGGGUCCCCACGUCCCAACACCCAACAACAACUAUCAUCAUGGUAGCGGUGGCGGCAGUGAGGGUGGCGGACCCGGUGGGUACAACAAUCUGCAAUCGGGAAGCGGUGGUAGCCAACAGCCAAUCUGGAACUACAACGAGUACACGGCACAGAAUCGGCAAAACAGUAGCAACAUUGAAUCGAUGCCGAACCUGCAGGCACUUGGCAUUAACUCGAGCGGUCCCAACGGGCAGCAGAGAGGUGGUGGCGUCGGUGGAGGUCUACACAGUGGGCAUCACGCAGGGAUGGGAAACCAUUUGAGCGGCAGUGGUGGUGCCGGUGGAUCCGCCCCGGGUGGUCCGGGAAACAAUGGGGCGGGUGUAAUUGGCGCCCACGGUGGACCAGCGGCCGGUAAUAUGAAUCUCUACCAGAUGCCAAUCAAUCCUGCAAUAAUAGCGGCCGCAUUAAGCCAGUGGAGCUUAAUCGGUAACCAGAUGCACAACACGGCCCAGGGAGCGGGUGGACCCGGUGGCCCUGGUGGCCCGGGUGCACCUGGGCAGGCGAACGCGAACGUACCGGGUGGACCCGCCGGUGGACCACCGGGAGGACCGGGUGGAGCGGCCGGUCCCGGACCUGGUGCGUCCGAACAGGAGUACCUGCCCUGGAACGGUACCGGCAAUGGUGCACCGGGUGCUGGUGGACCGGCUGGACGGGUGGACCCAAACCGUCAGUGAAACAGCUCCGGGGGGCCGCAGACACUCCCUCGACAGUCUUUAGUUUAUCUGUUAAAAAGUAAAGUAUCAUAGUACCGGCGAUCCUGACUGCAAACUCGCCCUGUCUUCGAUCUCCCGGAACAUCCAGCCGACUAGAUGAUAAGGUUGAAGAGAGGAUGCUAAAGAUGUAGUGGGUUGAAAGUGCGUACAAGCGAGAAAGAGAGAAAGAAAGAGAGAGAGAGAGCGAGAGAGAGAGAGAAAGAACGCAAGCGAGACGAGAUGGGGUGGGUGUGAAACAUAAAGGAUGUGAGUCGACCGAUGAUGAAUGUGUGCUACGUGAAAAUAAGCGUGAAUAGAAUAGAGUGUGCAUGAUGUGGAUGUGUGCAGUUAGUGUGCAGCUCCCUCGAGCGCGUGUGUGUUUGUAAGAGUUUUCAAAGUAAAUUUACUUUUAAUAUUAUAAUUGCACCGGAUUGGUUCGUUCUUCGGAAUAUUCAGAUUAAUAUUCAAAUUGCUACCGUCGUCAUAAAUUAAAAUAGGGGCUUUGCUGUUUCGCUUGCUUUGAAGAAAGCUAUGGUAAAACAUUUAAAAUACCAGGACACGCAUCAUAGUGCCGAUUUGUCGUGAGUAUUUCGGUUUCACAGCAAUUGUGUAUCGAUUCAAUAAAAAGUUAGAACCGUUUCCUUUCCUUUUAUUUCAUAUAUCGCUAACACGACAAUACCUUUACGUGCGUGUGUAUGUGUGUGUUUGUGCGUGUGUGAAUGUUUUGAUCCCAUGAUAUCUGUUCGUGGUUUAGUUUUGUUUACUAUUGAAACUACCUUCGGUUACUUUAGCGUCCAGCAAUAAGAUUGUGCGUAUGUAUGCAACAAACACCGAAGGACCGGCAUUCGAGCACAACUGGUUCAAAGCACGCUGGUUGGCUGCUCGGUGUCGCGAAUGCCAACUGAAACGUAGACUGCAAUACACAAAAGCGAUGAUCGAGAUUAAACGAGAGAUCAUGUAGAACCAAAACUGUAAACCUGAACGGAAACACCUCAGCAGCAAUAUUAACUAUAUGAACUAACUUCAUCACACAAAACACACUGGCGGUGUGGCUACGUGUCCCGGGGAAUCAACGUUUCGGUCUGACUAGUGAUGCAGAGCAGAGCAGUGAGCAAGAAUGAAUGAGUGAGUUAAUUCGCAUCCCCACAAAGAUUAUUAACUCAAUCAAACUUAAUAGCGAUUUAAUUCACUCAGGGAGAUUUAAACCCCAUGUGAGAUGAAUGAGAUUUUUUAAAAUCAUGAAUGAAAACUCUUUACGUUGACUAUCAACUCACUUUCACUGAGUGAGUUUUAAUACUCGCGAGUGAGUUGAUAGUCGCCUCAUCGAUAAUAUAACUCACGCGUAAAAAAAACUCAUCUCACAAGCAGCCUCACCUCAAUUGAAAAGACAAACAAAACAAAUAUAAAAAGGAAAAGCAAUGCGAGUGUACGAUAAAAAAAAACCAACUUCCCUCUUCCUUCUCUCUUUUUUUUAUGGAAGAUUCACCCUUUAAAGACCAACUCACUCUGCAUCAAUCUUAGUGAGUUCGCUCACUAGUUCCAUCACUAGUUCUGACUAAACGAAUCCUUCCACUUGGUAAUGUUGCAUACAUCGUUAGGCUUUUACAUUGUACGUUUUUUCUGUGGGAAGUGAAAGAGCAAACAGAGCAAAUAAAAAAAAAUACUUGAUUGAAUGUAAAACACAAAAUCUGUCAUCAACGGUUUAAUAAAUAUAAUAUUAACUAAAUGAAGUACA